Zingiber officinale is the source of this 1250-nucleotide messenger RNA. RefSeq lists its product as uncharacterized. NCBI's taxonomy places the organism in Eukaryota, Viridiplantae, Streptophyta, Magnoliopsida, Zingiberales, Zingiberaceae. The coding region runs from base 298 to 981 and encodes 227 amino acids. The record is from RefSeq and is a predicted model, not a curated record. The transcript has 5 exons. Gene Ontology annotation, molecular function: protein binding.
CGCAUUUGCCAACUAUCGAUCCCACCCAAGGCAGUCCACAGCUUUCCUGUAUCUUCAAACCACCCCUUCCUCUCUCCGCUUACCAUUGUUAUCUGAGCUUCCUCGGUUUCAUCUCUCCCCUUCGCGCUACCUCCGCCUCGGAGCUCACGGGGUAGGCGAAGGGUUUGGUUUGUGCUGGAGUUCUACUGCCUUAAUAUCUUCGGCUAGUUAUUUGGAAAACAAUAGAUUCUGUGCCAUACGUUUAUAGAGAAAAAGGUUCAUUGGAAGGAAUUUGCAGAAAGAGAGAGCGUGACUCUUAUGACGCACUGCGGACAUGAGUUUGGAAAGCUUCCUGAUCAUCUCCUUAUAGAAAUUUUUGUCCGCCUACCUCUCUGCGAGUGGUCUCGGAUUUCUUGUGUUAACAAGCACUGGGCUGCAAUUUUUAGGGGGGAGAGCUUGUGGCAAACCGCGAUCAUCAAGACCUGGCCUUUUGCGUGCCAGAGGAAACGAUGGCCUGGACCUAUUCCUCGUGGUUCCAGUAGAAGGAGAUAUGAAGCACUGUAUGCAAGCAAACACUUCAUUUCCUCUAAUGGUGAAGUAGAUGAACUAUUAGGUCACACUUAUUUGUAUUUGAAGGAGCAGCUUGAGCUAUCAAUGAUGCCACCUCCUUCUAGCAUACUUCAUGGAACCAUGAUUGAUCAAUUUAUUGCCUGUGAGAAGUCAAUAGACAAGGCCCAUGAGCUUUCUUCAGAGGUUUGGCUCUCAGUCAUCAAUAAUCUUGAAGAGAACAAGCGAACAUUUUUGCUGCUUAAACGUCUUGCACAAGAAGGCGAAUUCUUUCUUCCUUUUCCCUACUCAAGAUCUUACAAGGUGUUAUGGAUGGUAUUUGAGAAGCUUUUCACCGACUUCCGUGACUGCUUAAACCCCACAGAUUACUAUGAUGUUCUAGCAUGUGCCAAGGCCAGUUUCCAGCCGAUCCCCUCCACUUGGCUAGGAUACUAGCUCCGGACGGCAUCUGCUACUGUUUUGUGCUGAAAAUCCACUUAACUAUAGUUGUUGCCCUGGGUUAGCUCUUGGCCAAAGUGGCCAUCUUGUUUCAAGACCUGUUGAUAAUGUAUCACAUAGAUUGGUUAAUCUUGCAUUCGAGGAGGGAGAGUGAGCUCUAUACAUGCUAUGAAAAUGCAAUCUGAUCAAUUGUUCUUCUCAGAUUGUAAUUGUAUAUGUGAUAGUUGAACCAACACAUGAAUUAGACUAUAGAAAAAUUUUAUCUA